AUGUCUGAUACCAAGGCCACCGACAACGCCGUGCCGGCUACUGACGCGUCUACCCUCCUGCCCCCUGAGCAUUGGGCGCAGGUAGCUGAGGAGCUAGACGCUGAUAACGAUGCUGACUCUGCUCUUGGUGGGGACGCUGUGGAGUCCACAGCCUCUAUCACGUCGAGCAUUCUUCAGUAUAGAAAUAUUAGUGGCCGCACUUAUCAUAGGGACAUAGGCAAUGCCCAGGGUGCAAACGAUGAGCAACAGAAUGAGUCUAUGGAUAUCAAUCAUCAUGUCCUGACACUUGUUCUCGACGGUGCUCUCUACCUUGCACCCAUCUCCAAGGAUAUCAAGAAAGCAAUCGAUUUCGGAACAGGUACUGGAAUUUGGGCAAUUGACUUUGCGGAAGCCUUUCCCAAGACCGAAGUUAUUGGCACAGAUGUCUCGCCCAUCCAACCCAGCUGGGUCCCGCCAAACCUACGAUUUGAGAUUGAUGACUGCACCCAAGAAUGGACCUUUGCUCCCAGCUCUCUAGAUUACAUCCAUAUGCGUUGGCUCGUCGGCAGCAUCGUCGACUGGCCGCAGUUAUUCAAGGAAGCUUACAAGUGUCUUAAGCCGGGUGGUUAUAUCGAGAGUCACGAGGCUCUUUCGAGAAUGGACUGCGAUGAUGGGAGCAUUCAUGAGAAGAGUGCUAUGCACCAGUGGGGAAAGUUCUUUGUUGAGGGCGGUAAGAAGAUCGGCCGGUCAUUCACCAUUGUUGAGGAUGGAGUUCAGAGGGAGGGAAUGGAAGAGGCAGGAUUUGUCGAUAUUGAGGAGCGUAACUUCAAGGUCCCCAUUGGAGGAUGGCCUCACGAUCCCAAGCAAAAGGAGAUUGGAAGAUACUCCCAGGCUACCCUCGAGCGGGACAUUGAGGGCUACGUGCUAUUCAUGGCCAACACGGUGGAGGGAUGGUCUAAGGAGGAGAUUGAGGUAUACAUCAAGUUGCUCCGCCGGGAGCUUCAUUCUGGCAAGAUGCGUCCUUAUUACCUCCAAAAGGUUGUUUGGGCCCAGAAGCCGGAAGAGUAG
This is a messenger RNA of Fusarium vanettenii 77-13-4, 1047 nucleotides long. RefSeq lists its product as uncharacterized. Bases 1 to 1047 code for a protein of 348 amino acids. The record is from RefSeq and is a predicted model, not a curated record. The transcript has 8 exons. Gene Ontology annotation, molecular function: methyltransferase activity. Lineage: Eukaryota; Fungi; Ascomycota; Sordariomycetes; Hypocreales; Nectriaceae.